Messenger RNA from Telopea speciosissima, 1678 nucleotides. RefSeq lists its product as uncharacterized. The transcript is spliced from 14 exons. Bases 305 to 1570 code for a protein of 421 amino acids. The record is from RefSeq and is a predicted model, not a curated record. NCBI's taxonomy places the organism in Eukaryota, Viridiplantae, Streptophyta, Magnoliopsida, Proteales, Proteaceae.
AUUCUGCACCCGUUGCCUUUCCAUCUCUUGCUGUGUUUCUUCCAUAUUUUGAAUUUGAAGGGUCACAGCAGGUACAAUUAAGCAGUUAAUGGAUGAUGAUCACAAUGACUCUUUUCUCAAGAUGAAGACAUGGACCAACUCCUUUUCUUCUUGUGGGUUGUAGUGUAUAAAUGCUGCAACUAAAGGGGUUGAAAAUAACUACAAGAAGGUGGGAAAGAGAAUAAACUUCUCUAAUGGUAGAGUGGGAAGUUUGUCAGAAGUUGAUGUAGGGAUUCCAAAAGGAACAGCCUGUGAUCUUACCAGGAUGGCUUCUAGCUUCAAGUAUUGGAAUGAAUGUGUUGAUCCACUGGACAUGGAGGCAAUGUGGAUGGAUUCUUUUGUGAGAAAAGAAUGGGAUGAUGCUGGAGAGAGAAAGGGACAAAAAGUUCACCUCUCACGGGAUCCUGAUGGGCAGCCAUUUCUUACCCAAACUGAGAUGAAGACCGUGGCUGAGAUUGUUGUCCGUAGGCACUUCCUAUCGCAAGUUGAUCCGGACAUGAUUUGUGCUAUUGCUGAACUUCAAAGUGAUAGACAACUCCUCACAACACGGUAUAACAAAAAAACUAAGGAAACUGCGUUUGGGAUCAUGCAGUUGUCACCAAAAACUGCAGAGUGGCUGAUCAGAGAGAUGGGUUAUCGGCAAUAUGAAAUAGAAGGGGACUCGACACUUCUGUAUAGGCCUUUCAUAAGUGUAUAUUUCGGUGCAGCAUACUUAAAGUGGUUAUCACGUUAUGAUGAAAAGGAAAGAAAUGAAGAAUUUGUAGUUAGGGCUUAUAAAGGUGGAACGAAAAAGGCAAAACACAAGUCAACGUUGGAUUACUGGCGAUGGUACCUUUCAGCCAAACAAAGUCUCCCAUCUAGGAGAGGGACAUAUAAUGCUUCAAUGCCUGAUGCUUAUACUCCUGCUCUGCUUGUUUCGGAAGAGAAAGGUGAUGAAUGGACAUAUUGGGAUUCAAGAGCUUCUCCUGAGAACAUGGAAGAGAUGUGGACCAACCCUGAUGUUCUCAAAGAAUGGACCAACUCUAAUGAGAAAAGAGGAAAAGUGCGCUUCUCGCAUGAUGCAGAGAAUAGACCAUACCUUUCCCGAACAGAAGUAAAGGCAGUAGCUGAAAUCAUUCUUUCCAAACACUUCAGUACAAGAAAAGUGAAACCUACAGUUCUAGCUGCCCUUGCGGAGGUCUGUAGCAUGCGCUUUGUGACUGGCGUGGGAUCCUGUACUGGAAUUAUGGGAAUUGAUUAUCCGAAGGCACAAUGGCUGUACAAGGAUAUCGGUUACAAGGCGUACCAAAUCCAGUCUGUUGAGGAUCUUUUCAAUCCCUUUGCAUCCAUGUAUGUUGGUGCAGCUUACAUGGCUUGGCUAUCACAAUAUGAGGGGAGGGAAAGAACUCCACAGUUUAUAGUUCAAGCUUAUCUUGGAGGACCAGAGAAUGUUAAUCUUCAAGGGACAGGACCACUUUGGAGUAAAUUUGAGGAAGCUUUGAGCCAAUAUCCAGACUCAAAGAAGGAUAAAGGAACCUGCUCCAUUUUAUAGUCAACAUAUACUCUGUUACUAUGGAAGCAUCAAAGACCACCAGCCACCUGACUACCAUCAUUUCAUACAAGAUUUGCACAGCAAUAUCCUAUUGAACUGCAUUUAAGU